AUUUCUGCUCGUAACAUUGAUAGAAAGCAACAAAAGAGACUGAAAGCAAUCUUUAAUAGAUUUGCUUCAUCGAAGGAUACUUUUGGUGAACCAAUAAUGACACCAGAAGAUUUUGUCAAAUCAAUCACACAAAGAAACAUUCCUUUCACUCAAGAAGAAGUGCAACAACAACAAAAGCAAACAAUGACCUCAAGUAACUUGGAUUUAUUGUUUAAAGCAGCAGAUUCUGGUAUGUCUGGUAAAAUUACCUUCCCAGAAUACUUGUUCCUCUUCAAAAUGCUCACAACACCUGAAAGUGAAUUCCAUCUCUUAUUUAAAAUGUUUGAUUUGAACAAGGAUGGUGCUAUCAGUAAGGAUGAAUUCAAGAAGGCAAUGAAAUUGAGUAAUCAAAGAGGUAUUGACUUUGAUUUCGAUUGUGACUUAAUGCACAGAUUCUUUGGUCGUGAUGGUACUGGUUCUCUGAGUUUUAAUCAAUUCUCACAAUUCAUGAAAUUAAUGAAUGAAGAACUCAGAAGACAAGAAUUCCAAAAACUUGAUGCCACAGGAAAGGGUUUCAUUUCCGGUUCUCAAUUUGCCACUCUCAUUACUCAAUAUUCAAUUAAUCUUCCACAAAGAGUUAAGGAAAAUAUUGGUAAAAUCCCAGAAUCAACAAAGAUUUCAUAUGCCGAAUUUGAUGCUUACAAUAGAGUUAUUAGUAAUUUGAACUCUAUUGCUCAAUCCAUUAGAGGUUUGGGUAACAGAGAAGGUGGUAUGAUCACCAAGGAAUCAUUUUCCACUGCUGCUAGACGUGUGACAGGUAUUGUCCUCAGCCCAAUGGAAAUUGAUAUUAUUUUCAACAUGUUUGCCACUAAGCCAGAAGAAGGAGUUUUAUAUAAGCAAGAUUAUGAAGAAUUUAUUCGUGUUAUGGAUGAAAACAAUAAUAGAAGACAACACAUUUUGGAUAGUUGGAGUAGAGAUGAAGUGACACCAGAUGGUAUGACAGAAAUGACUUUCGGAGAAAGAUUUUUGAACGGAGUUGUUAAAAUUGCCACAAAGACCUUGUAUGGUGGUAUUUCAGGAGCUAUUGGUGCUUUUGCUGUCUUCCCAAUUGAUAUGGUCAAGACACGUAUGCAAAAUCAAAGAAAGCUUCUUGGUAAUGCUGGAACUCCUGCUCCAAAUCAAAUCAUUUAUAAGAACAGUAUUGAUUGUUUUAGACAAAUCUAUCACUAUGAAGGUAUUAAGGGUUUCUAUAGAGGUUUAAUUCCACAAUUGAUUGGUGUCUCACCAGAAAAGGCCAUCAAGUUGGCAACCAAUGAUACAUUGCGUGAUUUGUUCGGAAAGGAAGGUGAUGAAAUCUAUUUCCCAUUGGAAGUUUUGGCUGGUUGUGGUGCUGGUGCUUCUCAAGUUGUUUUCACUAACCCAAUUGAAAUUGUCAAGAUUAGAUUGCAAGUUCAAGGAGAAUUGGCCAGAACUGAAGGAAUUGCUCCAAAAGGUGCCAUUCAAAUCUGUAAAGAAUUAGGUUUAAAGGGUUUAUAUAAGGGUGCUUCUGCCUGUUUUGCUCGUGAUAUCCCAUUCUCUGGUAUUUACUUCCCACUUUAUGCCUUCUUGAAGGAAGAAUUCAGAAAGGAAGGUGAAACUGCAACAAGUGGUGGCAAUUUGUUUAUUGCUGGUUCAAUUGCUGGUGGUGUUUCUGCUGCUUCAGUAACUCCUUUCGAUGUCAUUAAGACCAGAUUACAAGUUGAAGCUAGAGCUGGUCAAACUCAAUAUAGAGGUAUUGCUCACUGUGCCAAGACAAUCAUGAAGGAAGAAGGUCCAACAGCUUUCUUCAAGGGUACUGUCCCAAGAGUUUUAAGAAGCAGUCCACAAUUUGGUGUGACAUUGCUUGCUUAUGAAGCUCUCCAUCGU
This is a messenger RNA of Naegleria gruberi, 1884 nucleotides long. RefSeq lists its product as uncharacterized. Gene Ontology annotation, biological process: aspartate transmembrane transport; L-glutamate transmembrane transport; malate-aspartate shuttle. The record is from RefSeq and is a predicted model, not a curated record. The annotation marks the transcript as partial. The transcript has a single exon. Gene Ontology annotation, molecular function: L-aspartate transmembrane transporter activity; L-glutamate transmembrane transporter activity; calcium ion binding. NCBI's taxonomy places the organism in Eukaryota, Heterolobosea, Eutetramitea, Acrasida, Naegleriidae.